AUCAUCUUCAGCAUAUCGUAAACCGCCACCAAACCGAAAGAGGAAAAAAACAGUAAUAGUGUGUGCAUUUUUUUUAGAUCCGUUUGUUAAGAAUCUCUCUGUUUGCAAUGGAGUCACCAGCAGCAACAACGAAGCCAGGGAGAGGAGGAAGAAGAGGAGGAGAUAGGAAGAAGAGUGUUUCCAAGUCGGUUAAGGCCGGUCUCCAGUUCCCUGUUGGUCGUAUCGCUCGUUUCCUGAAGAAGGGUCGGUACGCGAUUCGGUAUGGCUCCGGUGCUCCGGUCUACCUCGCCGCCGUUCUCGAGUACCUCGCUGCCGAGGUUCUCGAGCUCGCUGGAAACGCAGCGAGGGACAACAAGAAGAACAGGAUAAACCCGAGGCAUCUUUGCUUGGCGAUAAGGAACGACGAAGAAUUGGGGAAACUGCUUCACGGAGUCACCAUCGCAAGCGGAGGAGUUCUUCCAAACAUCAAUCCAAUUCUUCUUCCCAAGAAAGCUGCUGCUUCUUCUCAAGCUGAGAAACCUUCACCAAAAUCUCCUAAGAAGGCUUAAAAAGAGAUUUGCGUUACGAAAUCGCUGUUUUUAGGCUCUGUUGCUUUGGUUACAUCGAUCUUGAACAACAUCUUGUUUUCUUUAGGGAUUUGUGUAGUUUUUUUUCUGUGUUAUCUCCGCUGGUUUGUCCAUGAAACCAAUGGAAGAUUAUGUUCUACGCUAUUUUGUAAUGAAAGAACUAAUUUCUUGGUAUGUUCUCUUUUAAGUUUCAAGUCUAAUCAAAUAAAUUAAGUUCUGGA
Messenger RNA from Eutrema salsugineum, 787 nucleotides. RefSeq names its product probable histone H2A.5. The record is from RefSeq and is a predicted model, not a curated record. Gene Ontology annotation, cellular component: nucleosome. Gene Ontology annotation, molecular function: protein heterodimerization activity; structural constituent of chromatin; DNA binding. Bases 108 to 548 code for a protein of 146 amino acids. The transcript is spliced from 2 exons. NCBI's taxonomy places the organism in Eukaryota, Viridiplantae, Streptophyta, Magnoliopsida, Brassicales, Brassicaceae.